AGCGCUGUUUAUGAAAACAUGUGUUUUGAAUGAAUUGAUAGUUAAGUUAAAUGAAAGUCAGAUUUGGUUUGAAAUUCAAACUACUUUUUGAAUGAAUGAAUGAAUGACUUAAUUAAUUAAUUGAUCCCAAAGUCUUCGACAACGGAAAUCAUUGACAUUAUGAAUGACCUCAUGCGGUACGGUCUAUACGUAUCAUCGGUUUUAGUGGUCACUGAGAUUUUAUACCAAACUCGACAAUAUUGGCGACGACGACGACAACAACAACAACCGAAAGACCAGAAGAAGUCAUCACCGGUUGUAUCUAUGGGUCUAUUCUUUCCCGAUUACAGUAUGUGCUGUCCGUUUGUCUUCAGAGAAGAUUAUCACACAAGAGCUAUAUCUUUUAGUCCGCCGGAACAGUUGUGUUCCCGUCCGGAGUCGUGUCAGUUCACACACUUUUCGUCGGAUCCGAAAAAACCUUCGCCUUUGAAGCGACUGAUAAAAGUGUUGACAUCGGCCAACAAAUCGCUGUCAGUUUGCCAGUGGGUGUUCUCCAUACAAGUGUUGGCCAACGUUUGUCUGGAACUACAUCGCAAAGGUAUUGUCGUACGUAUUGUGAUCGACAGCCGCGAAGACGAGACCGAUAAGAGUCAAAUCGAUUAUAUGAAGACAAGAGGUAUUGCCAUCAGAUACGGACCACGACUGAUCAAUUCGGCAAUGUUUCACCACAAGUUUGCCAUCGUUGACGACACUAUACUGAUGACCGGAUCCAUGAACUGGACGGUAAGUGCCGUACGAAAGAGCUACGAAAAUGUUUGCGUCACAUCCAAGCCGUCGCUGGUCGGGCCAUAUGUACGCCGAUUUGAAGACUAUUGGACAACAUUUUCGGCAGAGCCGACAAACGUCAAGCGAAGCGAUUUGUUGGCCAAACUAAACAGUAAAUAGUGGACCAAUUGAUCCGAAACAUGUCAUCCAAUGAUAUAUAUAGCCAUUAAAGUCAUUCAUCGAAACAAUAG
Molecule: messenger RNA, 995 nt
Organism: Oppia nitens
Lineage: Eukaryota; Metazoa; Arthropoda; Arachnida; Sarcoptiformes; Oppiidae
Product: mitochondrial cardiolipin hydrolase-like
Exons: 1
Coding region: 160-924 (254 amino acids)
Biological process (GO): piRNA processing
Cellular component (GO): mitochondrion
Molecular function (GO): RNA endonuclease activity producing 5'-phosphomonoesters, hydrolytic mechanism
Source: RefSeq, a predicted model, not a curated record